This is a messenger RNA of Vespula pensylvanica (western yellowjacket), 1048 nucleotides long. RefSeq names its product proteasome subunit alpha type-4-like (gene Prosalpha3). The transcript is spliced from 3 exons. Bases 154 to 927 code for a protein of 257 amino acids. Gene Ontology annotation, cellular component: proteasome core complex, alpha-subunit complex; proteasome core complex; cytosol. The record is from RefSeq and is a predicted model, not a curated record. NCBI's taxonomy places the organism in Eukaryota, Metazoa, Arthropoda, Insecta, Hymenoptera, Vespidae. Gene Ontology annotation, biological process: ubiquitin-dependent protein catabolic process.
CAAGAGGUCGUGAGAAUUAUGUGCAAUUCAUUACCAACUAUCUAACUCGAAGCGCAUUAGGUGACAAGUAUAUCUUGGUAUAUCAUAGAAAGAGAGAUUUUAAAAAUAAACGUGUUGUGUUAUUUAUAACGUUUGAACAAAACUAUCUAUAAAAUGGCUCGCAGGUACGAUACACGUACCACGAUUUUCUCACCUGAAGGUCGUUUGUAUCAAGUAGAAUAUGCUAUGGAAGCAAUUAGUCAUGCUGGUACAUGUUUAGGAAUAUUGGCAAAUGAUGGUAUUCUACUAGCCGCAGAGAGAAGAAACACAAAUAAACUCUUAGAUGAAGUAUUCUUUUCUGAAAAAAUAUAUAAAUUAAACGAUGAUGUAGUCUGUUCUGUGGCAGGAAUAACAGCCGAUGCUAAUGUUCUUACAAAUGAGCUGCGUUUAAUAGCACAAAGGUAUCUUUUGCAAUAUGGUGAGCCGAUUCCAUGCGAACAAUUGGUAUCAUGGUUGUGUGAUGUUAAACAAGCUUAUACUCAGUAUGGUGGAAAAAGACCAUUUGGAGUAUCAAUUUUAUAUAUGGGUUGGGACCGUCAUUAUGGCUAUCAAUUAUAUCAAUCAGAUCCAAGUGGAAAUUAUGGUGGUUGGAAAGCAACUUGUAUUGGAAAUAAUUCUGCAGCAGCUGUAUCAUCUUUAAAACAAGAAUAUAAAGAAGGAGAAACUACUCUAAAAGAUGCAAUGUCAUUAGCUAUUAAAGUACUUUCAAAGACAUUAGAUAUGAACAAGCUAUCGGCAGAUAAAGUGGAAAUGGCAACAUUGACACGUGAAAACGGUAAAACAAGAAUUAGAAUUCUUCCAGCUAAUGAAGUUGAUGCUCUGAUAGAAGAACACGAUCGAUUAGAAGCAUUAGCUGAACAAGCCAAAAAGGAGAAACAAAAAUUAUAGAGAAAUCGGUUGUACAUGGGAUUAGGCUUGUACAUUCUAAAGAGGCAUUAUUCUUUUUUAUCAUGCAGAAUCCCAUACUGUAUGUUUGUAAAGCUUUUUCUUAAUAAAUUUAUAAGUUUCA